Messenger RNA from Gambusia affinis (western mosquitofish), 1568 nucleotides. RefSeq names its product ferrochelatase (gene fech). Gene Ontology annotation, biological process: heme biosynthetic process. The coding region runs from base 163 to 1371 and encodes 402 amino acids. Gene Ontology annotation, molecular function: protoporphyrin ferrochelatase activity. The record is from RefSeq and is a predicted model, not a curated record. Lineage: Eukaryota; Metazoa; Chordata; Actinopteri; Cyprinodontiformes; Poeciliidae. The transcript has 11 exons.
GUCCGCGCCUUCAGCCGGCUGAAGCUGAAGGAAUCUGGCUUUCACACCGGGGCUGACCCGCUAUUCCACCUGUCCAGUGGGCUGUUGACACGAGUGGGAUCCACCGCAGGGAGCGCAGCCAUCUGGACCGUGUUUCAGCCGGGAUCCGGGAACUGCGGCGGGAUGGCAGCGCUGGGCAGCGCCGGGCGCCUGCUCCACUUUGCCAGGAGCAACGUUGGGUUGACUUUAAGGAGACGAUCCACGGCUGCAGCUUUAGCUCAGAAUGCAGCUCCAGAAACACAGGAGAGCAGGAAGCCUAAAACUGGAAUCCUGAUGCUGAACAUGGGCGGUCCGGAGAAACUGGAAGACGUCCACGACUUCCUGCUGCGGCUCUUCAUGGACACCGACCUGAUGAAGCUUCCUGUUCAGAACAAGCUCGGCCCGUUCAUCGCCAAGCGGCGCACGCCGAAGAUCCAGGAGCAGUACAGCAAGAUCGGCGGCGGAUCGCCCAUCAAACACUGGACGUCCAUGCAGGGCGAGGGCAUGGUGAAGCUGCUGGACGACAUCAGCCCAGACACAGCUCCUCACAAGUUCUACAUCGGCUUCCGGUACGUGAACCCGCUGACGGAGGACGCCAUCGAGGAGAUGGAGCGGGACGGCGUGGAGCGAGCCGUGGCCUUCACCCAGUAUCCCCAGUACAGCUGCUCCACCACAGGCAGCAGUCUGAACGCCAUCUACCGUUACUAUAGCAACAGAGGAGACAGGCCAAAGAUGCGCUGGAGCGUCAUCGACCGCUGGCCCACACACCCCCUGCUGGUGGAGUGUUUUGCAGAACACAUCAGGAAUGAGCUGCUGAAGUUUCCAGACCAAAAGAGGGACGAUGUCGUCAUUUUGUUCUCGGCUCAUUCGCUUCCAAUGGCUGUGGUAAACCGAGGCGAUCCGUAUCCGCAGGAAGUGGGCGCCACGGUGCAGAGGGUGAUGGAGCGACUGGGACACUGCAACCCCUACAGACUGGUGUGGCAGUCCAGGGUGGGCCCCAUGGCGUGGCUCGGGCCCCAAACCGACGAGGUGAUCAAAGGUCUGAGUGAGCGAGGGAAGAAGAACAUCCUGCUGGUUCCCAUCGCCUUCACAUCGGACCACAUAGAGACGCUGCAUGAGCUGGACAUCGAGUACGCUCAGGUGUUGGCCGAAGAGUGUGGAGUGGAGAACAUCAGGAGAGCCGAGUCGCUGAACGGGAACCCUCUCUUCAUGAAGGCUCUGGCGGAUCUGGUCCAGACCCACCUGAAGUCCAACGAGCCGUGUUCCCGCCAGCUGACGCUCCGCUGCCCGCUGUGCACCAACCCAACCUGCGGCCAGACCAAGGCCUUCUUCGCCAGCCAGAAACUCCCGUAAGGCGCCGCGACGCCGCCGCCACAACGCCGCGCCGCCAAGGUUUAUAUCAAACUCUGGAGACACUAAAGGCCUUCUGCUCAACGACCCGCUGGAAAAAAGCAGCAAAAGUUACUGGAUUUUGUUGCAAGUUCAUUUUAAAUAUUGAUUUUUGGAGCUUCCCUUUGGUUGAAGUCUGUAGAUAAAGGAAUCGACUCUUA